Chlamydomonas reinhardtii is the source of this 1607-nucleotide messenger RNA. RefSeq lists its product as uncharacterized. The transcript has 8 exons. NCBI's taxonomy places the organism in Eukaryota, Viridiplantae, Chlorophyta, Chlorophyceae, Chlamydomonadales, Chlamydomonadaceae. The coding region runs from base 270 to 1049 and encodes 259 amino acids. The record is from RefSeq and is a predicted model, not a curated record.
CAAAUGUGCCAGUUUUUCGUGGCCAAUUUGCCAUGUUGCGACCUGAAUUAUAGAUAGGCAUAGCCCUGCCGCAAACCCGGCCUUUCGUGUGGCGUGUUGGAGGAGUCGGGGAGUCACGCUCAUGCAGGUGCAAGGAGGUGCCUCUCUAGCAACGCCCUCAUCUUAUGAAGUCUGAAAUUUAGACUUGUCGCACAGUACUUAUUCGCUUCCCGUAUCGCAAGGCUUGGUUCAGCAAGCUGCAAUAGUUUUGUGUUAUCGAGCCCAGCAGGAUGCCCCGCAAAACCGGUUACCAUACACGCAGCAGCACUAGUACACUGACGCUUGGUGACCCAGACGUGGGGACUGCCACCUGGGGCAGUGAGUACGACACGGAGUUUCUUGAGAGUUUCCGGCGCGAGCAGCGUGCGGCGGAGGCGACCGCCACGGCCUCGCGCCGCACAGAACUGCGCACGCCGCGCUCGCUGAAGAAGGGAUUUGUGCACAACGAGGACUACGAGAAGCUGGACUCGCAGUACGCUGCCUCGCUGUCCGCCUACCGCGACCUGGAGCUGCAGCUGGGGCAGCUGGAGCAGCGCCUGGACACCGUGCACGGCAGCGAGACUCUGUUCAUGCGCGCCGUGUCGGAUCAGCAUGAGCUGGUGGACACACUGCAGCACCAGGUGGCGGGUCUGACGGACAGCCUGGGGCGGCUGCUGGGCAAUGUGGAGCGCAGCAAGUCGCUGAUGAGCCUCAUGAGCACACUGCAGGAGGCGCCGCCGGCACAGGUGGUCACCGGCAGCAAGAUGAUGCACGAGUCGGACGUGUCUCGGCGGCUGAGCUCUCUGGAGUCCAAGCUGGGAGACAUGGCCGCAGCCAUCACCACACUCAGUGCCACGCAGGCGCGCACGCUGGGCACGCUCAAGCAGCAGACCAGCCUGCUGCGCCAGAGCACCAGCGGCGGGCCGGGCGGGUCAGGCGGCCGCGCGGGGCUGAGGGCGGUUCCGGAGGACAUCGAGAAGCUGCCCAACCCCACUCGACUCACCUCGUCACAGGGGUUCUGGAAGCCGUAAGGGGACCCGGCUGUUAGGUUGCGGCACCGGUCGAGAGGGCACCCCGACCAUGGACACCUCGACCAACCGCAGCAGAGCAAGGUGAAGCAGGCCCUUGAUCAGGGUUUGCCCCCGUGGAAAAUAAUUUUGAGUGUUAGUAUGGCAGGACCUGCACUUGGUGUGGAGAGGGCCGAAUGCCAGCAAAGCAGGCGGCGCCGAGUGCGGCCGGGGGCGCGGCGGGCCGAUGCGGUGUGGAGAGGGCCCGAUGCCAGCAAAGCAGGCGGCGCCGAGUGCGGCCCGGCGCAGCGGCGGGCCGAUGUGGCGUGGAGAGGGGCCCGAUGCCAGCAAAGCAGGCGGCGCCGAGUGGCGCGGGGGCUCCACACUUGAUUGCGUGUCACGCGGUUUUGGUUGCGAAAGUUGAAGGCACUAUCGUGCUUUAUGUGUGAAGCUUGUUGGGGGGAGCUUUGAGCAGGAGGCUGCUGAACUCGGCGCACGCAAUCUAAGGAGGCCGCGGAGUUGGACUUGCCUCUUGUUGACCUGACGGGCGCCCACCUGCAGUCGUUUGCAUUACAUAUUAUA